This is a messenger RNA of Miscanthus lutarioriparius, 363 nucleotides long. The record is from the annotation of a GenBank genome assembly. Lineage: Eukaryota; Viridiplantae; Streptophyta; Magnoliopsida; Poales; Poaceae.
AUGGCGCAGCGCGAGGCGCGUGCGGGUAAGGCGGCGGCGGCCGGCGGCGGGGGGCACGUCGCGCUGGAGAUGGGCGGCUGCGUGGGGGAGCAGAACGCGGCGGCGACGACGACGACGACGUGGGCGUACGGGGCGGCCGUGGCGGGCGUGGGGCUGGUGGGUGCCGGCGUGCUGGUGUGGUGGGCGCUGGCGUUCCACCCGGCGCACCAGCAGCUGUGGAUGGUGCCCGUCGGCCUCGUCCUCCUCGGCACGCCGCUCCUCGCCUGGUUCUCCCUCUUCGCCUCCGGCGCUUGCCGCUGGAUCGACCGCCUCCGUGACCACCAGCCACCGCCCGUCCGCCCUGCCCCGGACCCGGAGCGAUGA